Molecule: messenger RNA, 1044 nt
Organism: Verticillium alfalfae VaMs.102
Lineage: Eukaryota; Fungi; Ascomycota; Sordariomycetes; Glomerellales; Plectosphaerellaceae
Product: cell division control protein
Exons: 3
Coding region: 1-558 (185 amino acids)
Biological process (GO): small GTPase-mediated signal transduction
Molecular function (GO): GTP binding; GTPase activity
Source: RefSeq, a predicted model, not a curated record
AUGGAAUUCAUGUGCACAUGUGCUGGAGCACAAUCCGAUCACCGCCUGACGGGGCCGUGGCCUCGAGCCUGGCCUCGAGCAAUCCCGAUGGGCCCCGACCCCCACGUCGUCGGUCGAAAUGAGACGCAACCCUACACCCUCGGCCUCUUCGAUACCGCUGGUCAGGAAGAUUACGACAGGCUGCGACCCCUCUCCUACCCGCAAACCGACGUCUUCCUCGUGUGCUUCAGCGUCACCUCGCCGGCAUCAUUUGAGAACGUCCGCGAGAAGUGGUUCCCCGAGGUCCGCCACCACUGCCCCGGCGUCCCUUGCCUCAUCGUUGGUACACAGGCCGAUCUGCGUGAGGACGACAGCGUUCGUGAUAAGCUCGCGAAGCAGAAGAUGCGACCCGUGCGGAAAGAGGAUGCCGAUCAGAUGGUCAAGGAUCUCGGUGCGGUCAAGUACGUCGAGUGCAGCGCUCUGACGCAGUACAAGCUCAAGGAUGUGUUUGACGAGGCCAUCGUUGCGGCGCUGGAACCCCCCGUCGUCAAGAAGAAGUCCAAAUGUCUGCUGCUCUAGGCGUUGUUGUCAUAGUCUCCAACGCUCGACACCACGACGAGAAUCGUGCUGUCCCCUCUGGUAGCUUUGACAGCGUACCGACUAUGGCCUUUGGCGUGCUGAUGAGACCUUGACACGCGACAAAGGCGAGGCAUGGCAACACAAAACGCAUUGGCUUUCUGGCACUCGUUGCAGGUCCUGGAUUUGCCCAGCACACGAGAUCUCAGCAGGACCACAAAUCAGACCUCGGCUCUGGUGGAGGGAACGGCCAUGAGAGGAGACGCGGAGGAUUCUCGCGGUCCGCCCGUAUGCCUCGUAUUGACGUGGAAGAAGAAGUCUUGACUUCUCCCGGCCCCUCACGCGGUCGGGCCGACCGGUCCAAGGUACACUCGAUCGCAUUUGGACUUUUCAGACGUUUGGGAUUGGCAACUUUACAGAUGCAGGCAGGGUUGCUUUUCAUAGGACAGUUUGGCGACUGGAGUGCAUUUAAUCAAUUGGUCAUUUUUC